AUGGCCCCACGCGACCGCACCGCCGAGUUCCACUCGGCGCUCUCCUCCAUCCGCGCGCGCACCGCCGUGCCAUCGGGCAAGCGUGACGGCGCCAAAUCGCCCCUCCUCGGCGGUGCCAACGCGGCAGCCUCGACGUCCAAGUCCGAGUUUGGACGGCUCGCAGGCAACAUUGCAAAGGACAUUAAUGCGACCACCCUCAAGCUGCAGAAGCUUGCCCAGCAGUUGCUGCCCUACGCCUCGCUCGCCGCUCUUGCCCCAAUGAAAUGCGCCAGCUUACCACCCCCCCCCCCCCCCCCCCCCCCCCCAGUCGCCAAGCGCAAGACGCUCUUUGACGACAGGCCGGUCGAGAUCAGCGAGCUCACGUACAUUAUCCGACAGGACAUUGCGUCGUUGAACACGCAGAUUGGCGCGCUGCAGGCGUUUGUGCGCGCGCAGCGCCAACCGUCCGGCGGCACCAAGCAGGUCGACGAGCACAACAGCAACGUCGUCAUGAUGCUGCAGUCGCGCCUGGCCAACAUGGGCAUGGGGUUCAAGGACGUGCUCGAGCUGCGCACACAAAACAUGAAGGCCAGCAAGGACCGGACAGAGCAGUUUGUGCACACGGCCAGCUCGGCCGCCGUGCCGGCCCCGGCCAAAGAGGGAGGCGGUCCCGGUUCAUUCCCUGCCAAUUCCCAUUCCAAUCCCACUUCCCAUCAUCCCCCGCCGAGCCUUCUCCGCCAUCGGUCUCGGCUGACGCUGGCGCCAGACUCGCUCCUCUUCGCCCAGGGUGGAGGUCCCGGGUCCGGUAUCGACCGCAAGGGCAAGCAGCGCGCGGUCCCAGGGGAGGGCAACGACUAUCUCGCCCUCGACAUUGAUGGCGACCGCCAGACAAACGACUACCAGCAGAUGCAGCUGGUCGAGCAGCAGGACAACUACAUCCAGUCGCGCUCGACCGCCAUCGAGUCCAUCGAGUCGACCAUUGCCGAGCUCGGCUCCAUCUUCUCCCAGCUGGCGGGCAUGGUGGCCGAGCAGCGCGAGACGGUGCAGCGCAUCGACGCCGACGUCAACGACAUUUCCUCAAACGUCUCGGGCGCACAGCGCGAGCUCCUCAAGUACUAUGCCAACAUCAGCAGUAAUCGCUGGCUCAUGCUCAAGAUUUUCGGCGUCCUCAUCAUUUUCUUCCUCGUCUUCAUUCUCGUCUCGUGA
This is a messenger RNA of Apiotrichum porosum, 1185 nucleotides long. RefSeq names its product cis-Golgi t-SNARE syntaxin (gene SED5). Gene Ontology annotation, biological process: intracellular protein transport; vesicle fusion; endoplasmic reticulum to Golgi vesicle-mediated transport. Bases 1 to 1185 code for a protein of 394 amino acids. The transcript is spliced from 5 exons. Gene Ontology annotation, cellular component: Golgi membrane; endomembrane system; SNARE complex. Lineage: Eukaryota; Fungi; Basidiomycota; Tremellomycetes; Trichosporonales; Trichosporonaceae. Gene Ontology annotation, molecular function: SNAP receptor activity; SNARE binding. The record is from RefSeq and is a predicted model, not a curated record.